GCGCCGCUGUGACGCGCGGAAGGAGGAGCGUCACACAGGAAGAAAUCGUCAGAUUUUACUGCAGUCAAACGCGUCCUUUGCGUUCAGAUUCAGCGAUGUUUCUGGCUCAGUUUUAUCACACAUUGGCUAUCUUCUAUUUGUCGUUUUUAGGAAUCAAUGCAGAUUUUAAAACGCGAACCGGACCGAAAGUCACAGAGAAGGUGUUUUUUGACAUCACAGUAGGAGGACAUGAGGUCGGCAGGAUUGUGAUCGGUCUGUUCGGAGAGGUCGUGCCCGUUACGGUCCAAAACUUUGUGGUACUUGCUACAGGAGAGAAAGGUUACGGCUAUAAGGGCAGCAAGUUCCAUCGUGUGAUCAAGGAUUUCAUGAUCCAAGGAGGAGACAUCACAGCUGGAGAUGGAACAGGAGGUAAAAGUAUUUAUGGCAACACGUUUGCUGAUGAAAACUUCCGACUGAAACAUCUGGGUGCAGGGUGGGUCAGUAUGGCAAACGCUGGGCCCGACACAAACGGCUCUCAGUUCUUCAUCACAAUGGCCAGAGCUCCGUGGCUGGACAAUAAACACGUUGUCUUUGGUAAAGUCUUGGAAGGAAUGGCUGUUGUUCACACCAUUGAGCUCCAGGACACAAACGAGAGGAAUCUGCCGUACACCGAGUGUGUGAUUGUUAACAGUGGACACAUUCAAGUAAAAGAGCCUUUUAUAGUAGAAGUAGAAGGCUGGUAACUCGCUAUGAUCUUCAUGUUUGGUGACUGUACUGUAUUCAUGUGAUUUCUUAAUCAUAUUGUCAUAAAUCUUUACCACUAUGCAGACACUUGUUUACAGAGUUACAUAUCUCUCACAAUAUGACAUUUUUAAAAUGUUUUAAGUUUACUUCUCAGAUCAUUCAUGCUGACCAUAUGCUGGUCUAUUGUGUAAUUGCCAAAUAUUUGUGACACAGGUUUUCUCUAAUUCUUCCCUAUAGAGAUGAUAUUUGCAAUCUCUUCUGCACUCACGUUUAAAUAAAUCUGUCAUAAUAAUGUUUCAGCUCAUUCUGUUUUGUUGACAUGUUUCUGUGUCAUUAUAAAUAACUGUGAUCUUGAAUGAUUGAACUGAACACAGAGAGUAUGUCUUGUUUCUUGACUGAAGAGCAAACCUUUACAACUCGUGAUCUCUCUUUCUUUUCUUUUAAACUUUCUUAUAUUCAUGGCGAGAAUAACAUUUGGAUUAACUUGAUUAAAAACUUUUUCAACAGAAUAAAAAAGGUUUUGAUGUGA
This is a messenger RNA of Misgurnus anguillicaudatus (oriental weatherfish), 1252 nucleotides long. It is a transcript of the gene ppic, whose product is annotated as peptidylprolyl isomerase C. Lineage: Eukaryota; Metazoa; Chordata; Actinopteri; Cypriniformes; Cobitidae. The record is from RefSeq and is a predicted model, not a curated record. Gene Ontology annotation, cellular component: intracellular membrane-bounded organelle; cytoplasm. Gene Ontology annotation, molecular function: cyclosporin A binding; peptidyl-prolyl cis-trans isomerase activity. Gene Ontology annotation, biological process: protein peptidyl-prolyl isomerization; protein folding.